Molecule: messenger RNA, 3497 nt
Organism: Lates calcarifer (barramundi perch)
Lineage: Eukaryota; Metazoa; Chordata; Actinopteri; Centropomidae
Product: probable E3 ubiquitin-protein ligase HERC1
Exons: 21
Coding region: 91-3450 (1119 amino acids)
Molecular function (GO): protein binding
Source: RefSeq, a predicted model, not a curated record
CCUUCCUUCCCACACAGUGGCUCAAGCUGCAGCCUCGCAGCAGGUCUGGAGUCUCUCGGUUUGACGGACAUCAGGACUCUGGUCAGACUGAUGUGCCUGGCAGCAGCGGGCCGAGCUGGUCUUUCCACUAGUCCUACAGCAGGCUCCGGUCAUGCUGAAAGGCCCCGCGGGGCCGCCAAGGCGAGCAAACCCAUCUCCUGUCUGGCUUACCUCAGCACAGCAGUGGGCUGCCUGGCCUCCAACAGUCCCAACGCUGCCAAGCUGCUGGUGCAACUCUGCACUCAGAAUCUGAUUUCGGCAGCUACAGGCAUGAACCUGACCACCGUGGACGACCCCAUCCAGAGGAAGUUCCUGCCCAGCUUUCUGCGUGGUGUGGCUGAGGAGAACAAGCUCAUCACCUCUCCCAACUUUGUGGUCACACAGGCUCUGGUAGCCCUGUUGGCAGAUAAAGGGGCCAGACUCAGACCUGCUUAUGACAAGACUGAUAUGGAGAAAAGAGGCCCUCUGGAACUAGCCAACGCGCUGGCAGCGUGCUGCCUGUCCUCAAGGCUUUCCUCACAGCACCGUCAGUGGGCUGCACAGCAGCUGGUGCGCACACUGGCCGCCCAUGACCGCGACAACAACCAGAGUCGCCCGCAGACCUUUGCCGACAUGGCGGGGGACCUGCGAAAGUGCUCCUUCAUCAAGCUAGAGGCUCACCAGAGCAGGGUCAUCACAUGUGGUUGGUGCAGUAAGAAAGGCCUGUUGGCCACCAGUGGCAAUGAUGGGACAGUCAGGGUUUGGAAUGUAACCAAGAGCCAGUACACCCUCCAGCAGACCUGCAUCUUCAAUAAAGAUGAUGGUUCUUCAGAGGAGGGUAUGUCAGGUUUGGGAUCUCCCAGUGAUCCUUGCUUGUCUCCUCUGGCCUGGAGUGUCACUGGAAAGUAUCUGGCCUCUGCCAUGGAGAAAAUGGUCAACAUCUGGCAAGUUAAUGGUGGUAAGGGCCUUUUGGACGUACAGCCUCACUGGGUGUCAGCCCUGGCCUGGCCUGAAGAGGAAGCAGAGUCCUUAUGGUGCGGGGAACCCAAGGACAUGCUGCUGGUGGGACGGAUGGACGGAUCCCUGGGCCUCAUUGAGGUGCUGGACACUGCCACUAUGCACCGCACCGAGUUGGAGCACUGCUACAGGAAAGAUGUGGCAGUGAUGCACAUUGCCUGGUACAGCGAAGACAAGCCUUUUGCUGUAGGCUAUGCAGAUGGCAAGCUGCUGAUUGGAUCCAAAGAGCCCUUAGAGAAGGGAGCCAUCGUGGUUAUCGAUGCACACAAGGAGUCGAUCACCAGUAUGAAGUGGAGUCCUACUGGUCAGAUCUUGCUCACCUGUGCCAAAGAGGAGACGGUGAAGCUGUGGGCGAGCCAUGACUCUCACUCUGACUCAGGCUCUGGUUCUGGCUGGUGCUGCCUGCAGAGUCUUAGACACCCUUCCAUGGUCAACGGUGUGGCCUGGUGCAGCCUGCCUGGUCGUGGACCUAAGCCCCUCAGCAUGUUAGCCAUAUGCUGUCAGAAUGGCCUGGUCUCUGUCUGGACUGUUCCCCAGGACAUCUCCAACUUCCCAGAAUCUUGUUCAUCUGACUCAGAGGGGUGGUGGGAGAAUGAAGCAAAGCCUAAAUUCAUGUCUGUCCGGUGGUCAGAAGAUGGAGCAACGUGUGUGUUCCAGCUGAAGGGCCACAUCACCCCAGUCAGAACACUGGCCUUCAGCCCUGAUGGUCUGGCCCUGGCAUCUGGAGGAGUGGGAGGCCUCAUGAACAUCUGGUCCCUGCGGGAUGGGUCAGUGCUCCAGACGGUCGUAGCUGGUUCAGGGGCGAUCCAGAACAUUGUCUGGAUCCCAGAUGUGGGUGUCGCUGUCUGUUCCAACAGGUCAAAGGAUGUGCUGGUUGUCAACUGCUCCAAAGAAUUCAUGGCAUCCAACCAUGUGCUGGCCACUUGCCGCACGGCUCUGAAGAAACAGGGUGUAGUCGGCCUCAACAUGGCACCCUGCAUGAGAGCCUUCUUGGAGAGAUUGCCUGUCAUGCUGCAGGAGCAGUACGCCUACGAGAAGCCCCACGUUGUGUGUGGGGAACAACUCGUCCACAGUCCCUACAUGCAGUGCCUUGCCUCCCUGGCAGUGGGUCUCCACCUGGACCAGCUCCUGUGUCGCCCCCCUGUGCCGCCUCACCUCCGACACUGCCCACCAGAGUCUGGCACCGCCAUCUGGAGCACCAGCGAGUGGGCGUGGUUGGACUGCUUCUCUACAACUGUCAAGGCGGCGGAGGCCCUUGCUCGAGGUGCCACCUUCCCUGAGUCCUUCUCUGUUCCUGAUCUGGAGCCUGUGCCCAAAGAUGAAAUGGCUCUGCUCAUGGACAACAGUAAAUGGGCGUCUGGUUUGGAUGAACAGAUCAUGUCCUGGGCCACAUCAAGACCAGAGGACUGGCACCUUGGAGGGAAGUGCGAUGUGUAUCUGUGGGGUGCAGGGCGACAUGGCCAGUUAGCAGAGGCUGGCAGAAACAUCCUGGUGCCGACCACUGCUCCAUCUUUCUCUCAGGCACAACAGGUGGUGUGUGGUCAGAACUGCACCUUUGUGAUCCAGCCUAACGGGACAGUGUUGGCCUGUGGAGAGGGCAGUUACGGCCGACUGGGACAAGGCAACUCCGACGACCUGCACGUGCUUACUGUGAUCUCAGCUCUUCAAGGUUUUGUGGUGACUCAGCUGGUGACUUCGUGCGGCAGUGACGGUCACUCUAUGGCUCUGACGGAGAGCGGCGAGGUGUUCAGCUGGGGAGACGGGGACUACGGUAAGCUGGGCCACGGGAACAGUGACCGCCAGCGCCGACCCAGACAGAUUGAAGCUCUACAAGGAGAGGAGGUGGUGCAGAUGUCCUGUGGAUUCAAACAUUCAGCAGUGGUAACAGCUGAUGGGAAGCUUUUCACCUUUGGUAAUGGUGAUUAUGGCAGACUGGGGCUGGGAAACACCUCAAACAAGAAGCUGCCAGAGAAAGUCACCGCUCUGGAGGGUUACCAAGUCGGACAGGUGGCUUGUGGUCUGAACCACACUUUGGUUGUCUCUGCUGAUGGAAUGAUGGUUUGGGCUUUUGGUGAUGGAGACUACGGAAAACUGGGACUUGGAAAUUCUACAGCCAAGUCCUCCCCUCAGAAAGUGGAUGUGCUCUGUGGGAUCGCCAUCAAAAAAGUGGCGUGUGGAACACAGUUCUCUGUGGCUUUAACCAAAGAUGGCAAAGUUUUCACCUUUGGCCAAGACCGGCUAAUUGGCUUGCCAGAGGGCCGAGCCAGGAACCACAACCGGCCUCAGCAGGUGCCAGCUCUGUCAGGGAUCCACAUCCAGGAUAUUGCAGUUGGAGCCGAGCACAGCCUGGUGCUCUCCUCCACAGGAGACGUUUACACCUGGGGCAGCAACUCGGAGGGACAGGUAACCUGCUGACACACUCAGUGAAUCCCUGCUGAGAGGCUGACGCUCUUUGUUCAGUA